Messenger RNA from Bubalus bubalis (water buffalo), 2441 nucleotides. Its product is annotated as solute carrier family 22 member 10. The transcript has 10 exons. Gene Ontology annotation, biological process: transmembrane transport. The coding region runs from base 163 to 1821 and encodes 552 amino acids. NCBI's taxonomy places the organism in Eukaryota, Metazoa, Chordata, Mammalia, Artiodactyla, Bovidae. The record is from RefSeq and is a predicted model, not a curated record. Gene Ontology annotation, molecular function: transmembrane transporter activity.
UGCUCCCACUGCUCUGUUGCAGUAGAGAGGGGAUGGGACACAUUGACGAGAUACUGGUGUGAGUUACACAGAUCUAACAUGAAUUAAUGAAAGGAAAGCUUUUUCUCCUUUGAAGCUAGAACUGAGGUCAUUCUGACUCUUCUUGAAGAUUGUCUUUGCCCAAUGGCUUUUGAGGAGCUCCUGGAUGAAGUUGGUGGCCUGGGAAAAUUCCAGAUCCUUCAGAUGGCUUUAAUUCUUCCUUCCCUCAUGAUAAUAGUUUGUCAAAUACUUUUGGAGAACUUCACUGCGGCCAUUCCUCGUCAUCGUUGCUGGGUCCACAUUCUUGAUAAUGACACUGUCUCUGAUAAUGACACUGGAUUCCUCAGUCCUGAUGUUCUCCUGAGAAUCUCUAUCCCACUGGAUUCAAACUUGAAGCCAGAGAAAUGUCAUCGUUUCCUCCACCCUCAGUGGCAACUCCUUCACCUGAAUGGGACCUUCCCCAACAUGACUGACCUGGACACGGAGCCUUGUGUGGACGGGUGGGUGUAUGACCACAGCCUGUUCUCCUCCACCAUCGUGACUGAGUGGGACCUCAUUUGUGACCAUCAGUCACAGAAACCAGUGGCUCAAUCCCUAUUCAUGGCUGGAAUGCUGGUGGGAGGCUUCAUAUAUGGUCAUCUCUCAGAUAGGUUUGGGCGGAAGUUGAUUCUCAGGUGCUGUUUGCUCCAGCUGGCCAUCUCUGGGACCUGUGCAGCCUUUGCUCCCACCUUCCUCAUUUACUGCUCCCUACGCUUCUGGUCAGGCUGUUCUGCUGUGGUCAUUGUGGCAAACAACAUUAUGCUGAUUAUAGAGUGGACAAGAUCCCAGUCAAAAGCCAUGAUAUUAACACUGGUAACCUGUACCUUUAGUAUGGGACAGAUGAUGCUGGGAGGACUGGCUUUUGUCUUUCGAGAGUGGCGCACCCUGCAGCUGGUGGUAUCUGUACCUUUCUUUGUCUUCUUUCUCUCCUCAAGGUGGCUGGUGGAAUCUGCUCGGUGGCUGAUUAUCACCUAUAAACCAGAUGAGGGCUUAAAGGAACUUAAGAAAGUUGCACACAGAAAUGGAAUGAAGAAUGCUGAAGCAACCCUGAACAUGGAGGGUUUGAGAGUGACCAUGCAGGAGGAGCUGAAGACAGCACAGAUGAAAACUACUGUGUUUGACUUGUUCCGCACACCCAACCUGCGAAAAAGAAUCUGUCUUCUGUUCUUUGUGAGAUUUGGAACCACAAUACCCUUUUUUGGCAUCUUCAUCAAUCUACAACACUUUGGGAGCAACAUAUUCCUGUUCCAGGUCAUCUUUGGAGCUCUCACGGGCUUAACCCGAUGUCUUAUACCUCCAGUAUUGAAUCACAUGGGCCGUCGACCAACCCAGACGCUUUUCAUGUUCCUGGUGGGACUUUCCAUUUUGGUCAACACGUUUGUGCCCCAAGAAAUGCAGACUGUGCGUGUGACUUUGGCAAGUGUGGGAAUGGGCUGUGUUGCCGCCUCUAACACCAGUAUUUCUGUCCAUUUUGUUGAACUCCUCCCCACUCUUGUCAGAGCAAAAGCUGCAGGCAUAGAUAUGAUGGCUAGUAGGUGUGGGGCAGCACUGGCUCCCCUGCUGAUGACCCUAGUGGUGUAUCUACCCACUCUGCCCUGGAUCAUCUAUGGAGUGUGCCCCAUCAUUGCUAGUCUUCUCGUCCUUCUCCAACCUGAAACCAGACAUCUGCCUCUGCCUGACACCAUCCAGGAUGUGGAAAAUAAUAAACAGUUCUCAAGAAAAGUAAAUGAGGAAGAUUUCUGCAUAAAAGUGACAAAAUUUUAAGGAGAUUUUAUGACUGACCAGGGAGGAAAGGAAAAAUAUGAAGAACAAAACUUGGAGUUUUCCUUUAUAUCUACAAAGUAGCAAGUAAAUAUACUGGAAAAUUGAAUCUAAUUUAUAAUUAUUGCCUUAGUAUUCACUUAAACAUAUAAUUUCUUGGUACAUGUUCCAUGAGCAGUUCAAUAUUUAGGGAAAGUAGUUGAAAAAGUUUAAGAUCUAUCAAUAAAUUAUUAAUAGACAAGAUAAUUCAGAAGCAGAGGAAUGUCAUGGAAUUAAUAUGUGACUACUUGAUAUGUGGAAUUCAGAAGCAAAAGAAUAUCAUGGAGUUAGUAUAUGACUGCUUGAUGUGUGGGACAGCAUAUGGUGAACUGUCCAUAAAUGUACAGAACAAUAUAGGAUAUGAAACCAAACAUCAAAAGAAACCCAUAAACAAAUACUAAUAUAGAUAUGUGUGUAUAUAUACAUAUAUAUAUAUACUUAAGACAUGAUACAUUUAACAUCAUAAAUUUCUCCAAAUAGAAGGAUUAUGUGGCAUGUGGAAAUACAUUCAUUGAAAUAAGAAUGUUGACCUUCUAAUGGUGAAAUUUUAAAUGAUUAUUACUUUCUCUUUGCAAUUUUUUCUC